AUGCAAGGUAGCGGCUUCCAAACUCCUCUGGAAUCCCCCCCCCUCCUCUUCCCUGCUUUUCCUCUCGGAAAGCGCCUGCGGAGCUGCUAUGGGGGAAGCCCCAUCGUGGAGCUCCCCGAAACUGGGGUCCCUAGCGUUGGGCUCUCCGUCCGAUCCCCCGUCCGUCGCGGCCGCCGCCUCCGCCCCGGCGGCCGCCGGCAGCACGAUCCCCUCCCCGCUGCCCGUCCCGGGGCUACGGCGCACCCGGCUGCCCGGCUCCCGGUGCCUGCCAGCAUCUUAAACCGGGGGACACACGGACUGACGGCAAACCCUCCCCCGCUGCAGCGGCGCCCCCAGCCCGCGCUCCCCGCGCCGCCCCCGCGCUCGUACCUGCUCUCGGGGCGCCCGAGGGGGCAGUGGGGGCAGUGGCCGCCGCCAAGAGCCGCCGCGCCCCGGGAGCCAGGCGCCCGGCGGCGAGCGGCAUCGCCCGCUCACGCCUCAGCAGGAGCCCAGCGGGGCGCCGCCGUCCCGUCCCGGCCCAGCCAGGCCCGUCCCGGCCGCGGCUGUGCGGGAAGUUGGGCCGGGCGGGGGCCGAGAGCGGCGGCGCUGCGGGAGCGCGGGGCUGUGCGCGGGGCGCGGCGCGGCGCGGCGCUUUUGCCGGCCCCCCUGUCCCGGUCCCCGUCCCCCCUUCCCUUCGUGGCUCUCGCAGCCGGCUCCGCUCCCGGCUCGGCUGCUCUUCGCGGGAGCGCUCUGACAGCACUUGCAGGACAGCGCGGGCACUCGGAGCCGGGAAGGGGAAUAAGAAGGGACCAUAUUCACACACACCUGGCCCACACUGGCACCACACAGGGGCACAAAGAGGCUCCUGUAACUUCCCUUCAUCACAUCUCACCUGAGCAACCCAGCACAGCACUGCCAGCUCUCACAAGGCUUGCUCCAACACACAGCAAAAAUGAAGGCACAACAGGAAGACACUGUUUCAACAUCAAGAUAUUGAAGCUUCAGCUGGAGUUCCACUUAUGUUCAUACAAAGAUUCAAGAGAAUGUCCUAGAGAGAGCAAAGCGGCUCCCAUAAUGAAUCUGCUGUGGACCCUACUGCUGAUUCCGAAAGCUUUCCAAAUUCUGAAGCCUGCUGAAAUUUUCCUCGACUGCUUAAACCAGAAGGUGCAGUUCCAGCUGAGAUAUCUAAAGAGCAAAUUUCUUGAUCCAGUUUCAGCUCACUUGCUUCCUUUGGAACAAGAAGGCACUUGCUUCCUUUGGAGCCUCUGCCAAACUACACUACUGUGGCCAAGGAGUUUCAAUUUCAUCCAUCACAUUCCCAAAGUUCACUGACAAAAAUGAUCAGGACCAGACAAACGAGGAUAACAUCCACGUUGUUACUGAGAUAUGAAAGUCAACACAACCUGAUACAAAAUGGUGGUAAUGAAAGACCAGGUGACAUUUCAGGCUGACAUUUCAGGCUAGCAUUUUAGUGAUGUUCAUGAAAAUUUUAGCUUAAGAAUAUGUUGAAAAAAGAUUUUGCAAAAUUAGGCCUGAGUCUGGGACUGUUUAUAGUGGAUUUAGCCAAGUAUAUCUCAGUUUGUAGAGUAAAUCAUCAGAUAUGAGUUCCUAGACAGUGUUUCUCAGGCUGUUUCACAACUCUUUAGUGAUCAUAAACGAGUCACAAAAACCACACUGCCUUCGACUUCCUGGGAACAGCCCUGUCCUCCAACACUGGCCUCAACAGUUUUAACUAGUUCUCCUCCCUCUGCCCCAGCUGAGCAGAGCUGCUGCCAGGAAUAAAAAGUGCAGGUGCUGCAAGGGUUAUGAGAGUGGGAAGAAGGGAGAGGAAAAGAGGGCUAUGAUAAGAGACAGGAGCCCUCCUCACUGAAGUUCAAGAAAUACUGUUGCAAAGAAAUGAAAAUGCUUUAGGUUUUGCUGAUUAGUGCAAGUAUUAAUUGGAAAUGUCCCAGUUACAACAGCUAUAUACACUGCAAGAAAGCAGAAUAAUACUGGGACCCGAGAUCAGAAAUGACACAGAACAAUAUUUUGCAGCACCCUCUAUUCACUCAGCCACUGCACUGAACCAUGGUGGAACAAAGCUGGCUGCCCUACUUCAGCUACAGAAAAAUUCUGGUCAUGUGGAAUAACCCCAAAUAAGCACCACAAAGCUGCCCACUGAUUCUCCUCCCAGCAGGAUGAAGGAAAGAAUAGGAAGGGUGAAAAUGAGAAAACUUGUCGGUUGAGAUGAGAACAUUUUAAUAACUGAAAUAAAAUAUUUUAAGAAUUAACAAUAAAAAUAAAAAUUGUAAUUAAAAAGAAAUCUUUUUAAAAAAGAGAGAAAUUAAACUCAACAAGUGAUGCACAGUGUAAUUGUUCAUCACCAAUGGACUUAUUUUCAGAAUCAGAGCUCAGGAAAAUGGUGAGGAUAACUAUAAAGAGAAUAUAUGAAUAAUCUUUUAUAGCCACCUGUAUUUUUCUUUUUUUUCCCCCCACAGUAUUUUAAAAGUGACUCUCUGUAGGCUCCAGAUAGCAGAAGUCUGAAGAGAAAGCAAUCCCAAUGUCACCCCCACCCUCUCUAAUCUACUUUUAUUACAAUUGAAGUAUAAAUCACACAAGUUAAUCUUCCACAAAAGCCACUAUUGUUUUACAUUUACUUCUAUUUUUAUUCUGAAAUUGCAGAGAUUUUGUUUUCUCAUUUAUCAUCACAGAUGUUGAAAUGUGGGAAGUGACAGAACAGGGUGAAUGUAGGAAGGAACAAAACCCCAAUCUUUUGGCUGGCUCGUGUUAGUGACUAUGAUCUGAUAUUUUUCCUGCAAUAGAUACAUGGAAGAGGGUACAAUUUAGAAAAGUGUUAAAUAUCCUGCUCCAUGCUGCACACAAAAUAUUUGUUGACAAUUAUGGUGAAAGAAAUGAUAGCCAUGGAGAGGUGCCAUUGGGUAAUUGCAAUCAUUUCUGUUAGCAUGUUCUAAAUAGAGUGCUUCAACCUUCAAUUUUAGAAUAAUUUAAAUUAGAAUAUGAAAAUAUUUCAAUUACAAACUGAGGGAAAAAAACCCUCAGAAACAAUAAAUGGAAGCUUCAAAUUUGUUUUUGAGAAAAAAUAUUUAUGGAGGGAACCCUUUCAAAGUAUUGUCCCCAUAAUUCUUUGGAUCAGACACUGAACUGAAAAAUUCAUAAAUAACACAAUGUUGUUCUUUAACUAUAAGCACUGUAACACUCAAAUUGUUACUGUCUAUUUCUCAUGUUUUAUCUAACUAGCAUUUAUUUCAGACAAUGAUUCUCACUUGUGUGUUUUCAUACUGCAUACCUGACCCCUGCCCAUACCUUGAAUGAUUACAUUACAGAAUUAGUUAAUUUAAUAGGAAUAAAAGUCUU
This is a messenger RNA of Vidua chalybeata, 3333 nucleotides long. Its product is annotated as translation initiation factor IF-2-like. The transcript is spliced from 8 exons. The record is from RefSeq and is a predicted model, not a curated record. NCBI's taxonomy places the organism in Eukaryota, Metazoa, Chordata, Aves, Passeriformes, Viduidae. The coding region runs from base 1 to 1311 and encodes 436 amino acids.